Pelecanus crispus (Dalmatian pelican) is the source of this 1366-nucleotide messenger RNA. NCBI's taxonomy places the organism in Eukaryota, Metazoa, Chordata, Aves, Pelecaniformes, Pelecanidae. The record is from RefSeq and is a predicted model, not a curated record.
GGGAUUCCUCCUUUGGUGCUGCCCGACCAGUCAGUCCUUUAAGUACGCUCCAGCGGUGGUCACGUGGAACUGACGAACUGAAACUGCAGGAGGGAAGAUGAUGUCCUUGGAUGGACCGCAGAAUAGAAUCAGUAACCCGAUCAUUCCAUAUGUUGGGACAAUACUUGGUGGCCUUGUUCCUGGAAAACUGAUUGUGAUACAUGGGACUGUUCCUGAUGAUGCAGACAGGUUCCAGGUGGAUUUACAGUGUGGCAGCAGCAUAAAGCCUCGAGCUGAUGUGGCGUUUCAUUUCAACCCCCGCUUCAAAAGGUCUGGCUGCAUUGUUUGCAACACACUGGAGCAGGAAAAAUGGGGCUGGGAGGAGAUCACUUACAAGAUGCCCUUUCAAAAAGGGAAGUCAUUUGAGAUUGUCAUCAUGAUCUUAAAGGAUAAAUUUCAGGUGACUGUAAACAAGAAGCACUUGCUGCUCUACAACCACAGAAUUAGCCUUGAAAGAAUAGAUACUCUUGGAAUAUAUGGCAAAGUGCAGAUCAAAACUAUAGAUUUUGUUUCUAAUUCUUUACAAGGCUCUCGGCCAUCAUCUCUAGGAGUAACAAAGAUAAACACAGAAAAUGGGGAAAUGCCAGAUGGUUCACAAUUUGGAGUUCCUUACGUUGGGAAACUUGAUACCGCACUUCGUCCAGGAUGCACAGUUGCCAUUAGAGGAGAAGUGAAUAAAAACCCAAAGAGCUUUGCAAUAAAUCUGAAAUCAAGUGACUCAAAGGACAUUGCGUUACAUCUGAAUCCCCGAGUGAAAAAUCAAGUUUUUGUAAGAAACUCAUACCUUCAUGACAGCUGGGGAGAAGAGGAAAAGGAAGCGGCCAACUUCCCUUUCAGUGCAGGGAUGUACUUUGAGAUGAUCAUUUUCUGUGAUGCCCACCAGUUCAAAGUUGCUGUUAAUGGUGUUCACAUUCUGGAGUACAAGCAUCGUUUUAAACAACUUGAAAAGAUCAACGUAGUGGAAAUCACGGGAGAUGUUCAGUUGUUAGAUGUGAGCAGCUGGUAGUUCUUUUCGAUCAGUACUAAAAGAAUUAAACGUCUUCUAAUGACAAUGCCUCCUUGUCAAGUACAAAUAGGUGCUGACUCAUGCUGAGCCUGCCUUUAUCUAUCUAGGCUUCUGCAUCUGCCUCUCUGAGUUAGGUGAGUACCAGAACUGCUAACUGUGAGAUGAAAGCCUCCUCUAGUUUACAGUAUCCUGGCAAGCUAAGUAAGUGUUUGCUCAGAUAAAUCUCCUGUAUUACUGAACCUAGCAAUAUGAAAAUGCUGCAUCAUCCUGUGUCUAACAAUUGCACUCGGUAUGUUUAAAUUAAACUACUACUUGGCACUC